Rhipicephalus microplus (southern cattle tick) is the source of this 2472-nucleotide messenger RNA. RefSeq lists its product as uncharacterized. Gene Ontology annotation, biological process: regulation of transcription by RNA polymerase II. Gene Ontology annotation, cellular component: transcription regulator complex; PcG protein complex; chromatin. Lineage: Eukaryota; Metazoa; Arthropoda; Arachnida; Ixodida; Ixodidae. Gene Ontology annotation, molecular function: RNA polymerase II cis-regulatory region sequence-specific DNA binding; DNA-binding transcription factor activity, RNA polymerase II-specific. The record is from RefSeq and is a predicted model, not a curated record.
CCUAUGCGUCUCGCAGAUCUAGGACUUUUGAAUGAGUUAUCCUGGUGUUAUUUGCAUUAGUUGUUCAAGGUUUGAGUGGUACCUUCAUUCCUGACCGCUGCGUAAAGUGAAACCGCGACGGGCGACGUUCUCUAGGUGAAACGUGCGCAAUAAUGGCCUUCUCUAUAGUUCAUAGCAUCCUAACUAGAGAAGGCGAUGGUGCAAUGGACGGCAUUCUGGCAGCGACUAGUGCAGUGAAUGAUGUGAAACCAAGUGUUGAAGGCUUGGUUGAAGAAAAUGAUUAUGCGAAUGAAGUUGCGGUAGACGUGAUUCCUACUGUUGAUCACGGACAUUAUGCGAACGAUGUUACGACGGACGUGAAGCCGAACAUUGACCAUGGGCAUUAUGCGAAUGAAUAUGCGUCGGACGUGAAGCCGAGUGUUGAUCACGAACAUUAUGCGAAGGAAGUUACGGUGGACUUGAAGCCGUUAGUUGAUCACGGACAUUAUUCGAAUGAAGUUAUCGCAUUGGUGUACAACAAGCCGAGUGUUGAUCAUGGGCUCUAUGGGAAUGAAGUUACGGAGGACGUGGAUCCGUGUGUUGAUCACGGACACUAUGCCAAUGAAGUUACAGUGGACUUGAAGCCGAUCGUUGAUCACAGGCAUAAUGCGAAUGAAGUUUUGGCAUUAGUAGACGAGAAGCCGAGUGUUGAUGAUGGACAUGAUGCGAAUACAGUUACUCUCUGUGAAGGUUCCGUUUCUGCGAAAUCCCGUGGCCAGUACCAAAUGCUUGUGUGUGUAGAAGAUGGACUGCAUUCCUGCCGGCAGUGUGCCUAUACGACCACGGAUAAAGGACACAUGAAUGUGCACCUUCGCCGGCACACAGGGGAGCGUCCCUUCCAGUGUCACCUUUGCCCGGCUACUUUUGUGGUGAAAGUCCGCCUCACAGAGCACAUUCGCACCCAUACCGGGGAGCGUCCUUUCUCCUGCACCCAGUGCAAUGUGUCCUUUUCAGUGAAACAGAGCAUGAAGAAACACUUGCGCACCCACACAGGAGAGCGUCCUUUUUCCUGUCUCUUCUGCAAUGCAUCAUUUUCACGAAAGCAUGACCUCAGGGGACACGUACGCACCCACACUGGAGAGCGCCCAUUUUCCUGUGACCAAUGUGACGCAGCCUUUGGGCUGAGCCACACCCUCAAGAAGCACAUGCGCACCCACACCGGUGAACGUCCCUUUUCCUGUGACCACUGUGAUGCCUCUUUUUCCCAGAAAAGCCACCUCAAGAAACACAUGCGCAUCCACACGGGAGAGCGCCCUUUCUCUUGUGUUCACUGUGAUGCAUCCUUUAGACGGAAAAUCAACCUCACAGACCACAUACAUGCCCACACAGGAGAGCGUCCAUAUUCUUGUACCCAUUGCAAUGCAUCUUUUUCAAAGAAAAGUGCCCUCAGUCGCCACAUCUCCGGACUUCAUCCCAGUGAAGCCCAGAAGGGCAGGGGUGCCAGUGUUUCUAAUGUGGAGGUUACACAACUGAUUCGUUCUGCUAAAAGGUGAUCUUUUAUGAAAACCUUUACUGAAUUUUGUCGCAACUUUGGGACAUACCGGAAAACUUUGACCAAGCAAGUCACGAAAAGUGUGCCGCCUUUAACACGGUUGUGAAGUAGUCACAAAGAAGGUAGCUUUUAGCAGGAAAAAUCUAGCAAAGCCUUGUGCAAAGAAUUUAAUGCUUAAACCAGGUGUUAUGUAGCUGAUAGUGGAAAGCACGAUGCAUGCGCAACAUCUCUCACUUCAUUUUUGAUCCCCUGAGUGACGCAAGUUCAGUCUUGUUAUUUUGUGUGUGUAUGCAUUCAAGCGGUAGCAGAUGACCAUUAUGAAGUUCUGAAUGCAGAAAGUUCCGAGCACCAUAACUGCUAGGACACCAUGGGGGGGGGGUCAAGGUCCUUUUAGUGUUGAAAAGUACAGAGUUUGAUCAAAAAGGUAAUUGUACACGUGAUUAGAUCACCUUCUUUUGCAGAUUUUUUCCUGUAAACUAUUGAUUGCUACUUUAAUCAAAGAAAUAAAAUUAGAAAGUUUGGAUUUGUCUGUGCAUAACUAAUUAAGUAGAAUAAGCAUGAAACACAUGAAUAAAAAUACCAAGAAUGAAAUAAGACAUGUAUCAGAUAUAACUGUUCUUGAUUUUGUUUUGUUGUGCUUUUAGUUUUGUAGUGGUGAGUUGAUGUUUCCUGAGUGAUGUUUGGAUGUCUAAAUUCAUAGUCUACAAAAAAAAAAAAAAGUAAUCAUGCUGAUGUAACACUGGCAUAGCCAAUGGGUCAGAGGUGGGCAUUUAUAUUUGUCAAAGUUUCUAAAUAGUGGAUGUGUAUAUGUAGGGUCUAUCACAAAAAAGAUGCGCACUUUCUGAGAAAAAAAUUUAUUUAUUUAUUUCUCCUGUACCAAUGGUUGAAAUUCUUCCAUCAGAAAAACUAAGUGCACCAAAUAAAGGCCUGAAAGAAAAUGA